Molecule: messenger RNA, 563 nt
Organism: Aspergillus brunneoviolaceus CBS 621.78
Lineage: Eukaryota; Fungi; Ascomycota; Eurotiomycetes; Eurotiales; Aspergillaceae
Exons: 1
Coding region: 160-462 (100 amino acids)
Source: RefSeq, a predicted model, not a curated record
AUUCUAUUUUCUCGUGUUGGAGUUGGAACACCCCUUUCGCAUGUAUCGCCGAUUUUCUAUAUCUAUCUGUAUAACCCCAGCGCCGGCUGUGACUGGAUUGUCUGCCGCUACCACUCUUGCCGCACACCCACUGACUGACUCCACCUAUACCAAUUUCAUAUGUUUUUCUUGUUCUUUGUGCAUUGUCCACUGUACCUCUUAGCCCAUGCGGGGAGAAAUUUUCCGAGGCGACUGCAGACACGCAUCUUGUACUGCAGUUUUUGCAUUUGGGUUGUUGUAUUCUUCAGACUUGGCGGAAAGUGUUCUGGUCUGAUCAAUAUCCGGGGUGAAUCAAACCCGAUCCACGGCCACUCCAACGGCGACUGGUCAUCUGCUAUUCAUCUCUUGUCGUCGAGUUUCACGGUAUCGACCGACUCCAUUUCAUUUUACCUGGAAGAAUCGGGCGGGGCGAAUCAGUUCUGAUUGGGACUGGUUCAUGUUCUGCUUCGUCUUUUCUGUCUGUAUAAAGGGAAAUCUUAUUUUACCUGAACUAUAUCAAUCCAACCUCGUUGAGUCAAUUGACU